Molecule: messenger RNA, 4756 nt
Organism: Linepithema humile (Argentine ant)
Lineage: Eukaryota; Metazoa; Arthropoda; Insecta; Hymenoptera; Formicidae
Source: RefSeq, a predicted model, not a curated record
UAUUUGCCGAUGACCCCUUCGAUGGUUGUUUCGCUGGACGGUACCAGUUGGAGUAUACAACAGCAACCGCAAGCUCAGCUGCUGGUGGCGGACUCGUUCGCGCAACAGCAACAACGUCAACAGCAACAGAAUCGGAUCGUCUCAUCAAAUCGUCAGACACCAUCAUCGUCGGCAGGUGACCCGCAACAGCAACAGCAGCAGUGCCGCAAAAUGACUGACCAGCGAGAACAGCAACAACAACAACCGCAAUCCCAAACUCAGCAGCAGCAGCAACCGCCUCAACAGCCGCCGCAGACCAAAGGCAAUGAGGAGCCAAAAACGAAUCUAAUUAUCAAUUAUCUUCCUCAAAACAUGAACGAGAAAGAGCUAUACAGUCUGUUUGUGACCAUUGGUCCGGUCGAGUCCUGCCGAGUCAUGAAGGAUUACAAGACUGGUUACAGUUACGGCUUUGGCUUUGUGAACUACGCGAAAGCUGAGGACGCUGCGACGGCGAUAAGCACGUUGAACGGGCUUCAAGUGCAAAAUAAACGUCUGAAAGUGUCGUUUGCCCGGCCUUCUGGGGAGGAAAUUAAAGAAACCAAUCUUUAUGUUACAAAUUUACCUAGAAACAUAACGGAGAGUCAGAUCGAUGAGAUUUUCAGCAAAUUUGGAAAUAUUGUGCAAAAAAAUAUACUGAAGGAUAAACUAACCGGUUUACCGAGAGGCGUAGCAUUUGUGAGAUUUGAUAAAAGGGAGGAAGCUCAGGAAGCUAUCACGCAACUUCAUGGUACAAUACCCGAGGGUGGAUCCGAACCGCUUAGCGUAAAAAUCGCGGAGGAACACGGGAAACAAAAAGCAGCGUAUUACGCGGGUUGGCAAGCCGGAUACAAUCAGAGUCGCGGAUCGAGCGGACUCGGUGGAGUCGGCGGGGGACGGGCUCGGGGCAUCGGCGGGGGCCCGGGGAUGGGCAUGGGCAUUGGUGGCGGCGGCGGAGGCGGCGGCGGCGGUGGCGGCGGCAGCGGUCCGGGUAUGCUGGGCCGAGCGGGCGGAUUCGGGCCACGCGGUGGCGGGCCCCAUGGCGGCGGCAGCAGCGGCGGCUUCCUGGGCGGAGGCGGCGGCGGCGGCGGCGGACCGGGGGCCAUGCGGAUGGAGAAGAUACAUCCGCACCGAUUCAAUCCGAUCGGCAUGGGCGGCGGCGGAGGCGGCAGCUACGUGCAGUCGCACUUCUGGUGACCGUCGCGAUGGCGCCACAGCGGCAACGACGACGGCGACAAUGGUUCGGUUACGAGCACUGUCAUUACGUCGGUCGCUGGCUGAGGCCCUUUUCUCUUCUCGUUCCGUUCGGGACUGUUCAGAUUGUCAUUUGGAGCGUGUCGAGGGCUGAGAAUAGGUCGGGUGAAGACAGUGGAAUCGGAUACCUGCAGAGUGCGUGAAAAAGUAUUUAGCUCGGUCGGUGGGCGCCAAUAAGAAUUUUCUCAAUUGUGAAGGAAUAGAAUAUUUGACAAGUUCUGUUAUUCAACGACGCAUGUUGUCGUUGUUUUAAAGAUUAGUAAAAGAAUGUGCAUUUUAUUAGUGUUAGUGUUGACAUUAAGAUCGAUUGAUUAUUUUUUUCACGAAUUAUUUUUGUAUUUUCGAGAUCGACGGGGGAAAAUUGUUGUAUAGUUCUGUCUUUGAUUUUAAACUGCAAUACUGUACGCUCUUAAUUUAUUCACUUUUAGUAUACUAUUAUAAAAAUUUUUAAUGAUGGCCGUAGUAACUUAUGAUUUAUUUAAACUUACAAUGAUGGUUCGCAGCUACUGCUGCCUUAAUUUUUGGUAUAAAAUUUUCUCGCAUCGCGCAUACGUAUGCACGCGUCGUAUGUGAAGAUAAGCAGAUAUGCGAUUUCAACUGUCUACCCGAUUUUUACUUCUCUUCUUCUACCUCGUGCGAUCGUGAAGCUCAACAGGAAGUAAAAAUCUGCACGUUGUUGCUUUUUACGAUUAUGUAUCUAAAACUGUUUAUGUAAAAUUAUUUGUCAGAACUUUCAAUUAUUGUGAUAUUACUUUUAUUUUGUUUGACAGUAUCGAAAUAUUGUUAAUGAUUGAAAUUUAAUAUAUCAAAUAUUGUUAUAAUUUUGACAUAUAGAAGGGAAAUUUGGCAUUAUAAGGGCAAUUUGACAUUCUAAGGGAAAUUUAUAUUGUAUCACUAUAAUUUAUAUUGUAUCACUAUAAUGAGCCGGACAUCGCUCUAGCUUUACGAUCGCUCGAUCGCUCGAACGUUCAUGGACUAGGUCGUUCCAAUUCGUCAAUGUGCGGCUUAUAUUAUUAUGCAAUAAGAUAAGCGUCAAAUAACGGUGUUCCCGACGAGCUCAUCCCUCGUGUUUCGACGGUUCUGAGGGGGAUGAGACAAUUCCGGGGCGACUGCGUUGUAUAAGAGAGCUAAAAGUUCUACGUGUUGUUGUAGAUUUCAUUUUUUUAAAUGGUUCUAACUUGAAACUUUACGAGACGUUUAAUCAUAAGACAGUUUUAUCGCAACUCGGGAAGUCUUGGGACGGGGAGAUACUAUGACGUUUCCCGUUCGACGCGGCGCUGGAUAUCGGUGGCAAUUCUGUGGCGAACAAAAAUUUGUACAUUUGUGAAAUAUGUUCUUUUUUUCUGUUUAACAACUAGGACCUCGCCUAUUUCGUGGCGAGAAGGAAGUUCUUUCAGGAAAAUCCAAUACCUGCAGCAAAUGAAUUAAUAAUAUUUUUAGUUAAAUAUCUACGAAGGCUUGUCAUAAGAUUGAACGUUUAAGCGUAAAAAAAUUUCAAGAUACACGCUAUCUUAAGUAAUAUUUAUAAUAAUAUUGAAUACAAUAUAAUUAAGCAUUAUUUAUUUAACAUAGAAUCGGUAAAAGUAGAAUUUUAUUAAGUGAAAUAUACUUCCAUUCGCCCACAUCACAUUUAUUUUAAAAGUGUCAGAAAUUUAUGUAGUUAACGAUUUUUUAAAUCGUAAUUCUUUUAUUUUACUAAAUUUUACUAAAUUACUAGUUACUAAAAUUUCUUUUAGAUUCUCACAUUCGUCUCGCUCACGUACAUAACAUUUAGGUAUUGGAUCUUCUCAAUGGGCAUGACGAUCUACGAUCGAAUUCGAAAUCGCUUCAGUCCGACGGGAGCCCGAGAUUACGCAAUUCGCGUAUGUUGUUAAUUUAGAUUUACGCGAGUUGUGUGUGUAAGCACGUGUGUAAGCUCGCUUAGAGAGAGAACAGGGAAUGAAUGUAAUUUAUUUUAAUAUUUGAGAGCAGUAUUAGAGAUCGCGAUCUUUGGCAAAUCCUUCUAGUAAAUCCUUCUAGUAAAUCCUUUUUCUAGCUGUGGCUAACAAACGUUAUUUAAAUGUAUUUAAUUUUAUUCAAUAUAUUAGUGGCAUUUUUAAAAAGCAAGAGAGUGAGAAAAAAAAUAUUUUAAAAUAUUUAUGUAAAGUCGUCAAACAAUGAUCAAACAAUUGUCAAACAAUGGUCAAACAAUUCCGAAUAAAUAUCAUUAGCAACUGUAUUUAUCUUUCGUUAAUUGAUCGUUUAGUGUGCAUCAGUUUUUAUUAAGAAUAGUAUUUAUAUAUUAUUAAGUGUGAGGUAUACAUUUCUCUUUUGGCCUGUUAUCAAAAUUCUGGUAUGUGUCACGUGUACUUAAGGUCUGUCGCGAUUAGUGUUAGAAAAUUAGCACCGGUGAAUCUCGUGAGAGCGUUCGAUUUCUUAUGAUUAUUAAACAACCAUCGUUAUCCCUCGCCGCCAGUGGUGUACAUAGACGUGUAGGGAGACUCGACACCGUCACGACACCUUAUAGACGAGAUGAGACUGACUUUUUAUAGGGGACAAAUUUUAAGCGAGUACGUUGGAGCCGCGCGUGACGUAUAUUUAGCUAAAAAGGAAACAAUAACUCGAGCUGUACUUGCGAGCUGACAGCGCAAACUGUCUAUGAAAAUCUGUGAUUUGUACAAAGGAGAAUAAACGAGAGGUCGGUGAUCAAUCACAUUUUAGAAAGACAAAGGGAAAGGAAAACGUCGUAUUUUACAUUAUACCUAAGUGCAACGAUUAAAGCAAUUUUCAAGAAAGAUACAAGUAGAACCAGUCGCUCUACUGAUAAAACAUUAACGUCACAUUUUGCAAAAUCUUAACUUGACAUCUAUUUAUUUAUAAAAAAAAAAAAACAGAAUCUGUUGCUUCUAUGUUAGAUAUUAUUUAGUAACAUUCUAAAAGUUACCUGAAUGUAAUUACUAUUAUUGCAAUAAUUAUUAUAUUACUAUUAUUAUUACACUACUAUCAUCAUCGUCAUUACAGUUAAGCAGUGUAUAACUAGACAAAUCGAUCUGCAGGCCAAGUAACAUAAUUUAUUUAUCGCAUUAAUAUAACUAUCAUUCUGCAGGAGAAGUAUGUGUAUGUGCAAAUUGCCGAAAUUUAUUUAUGUAAUCAUUGACGAGAACGUUAUGCAUUAACGUUUAAAUAUCGAAGUAGCGAAACGUGCUUGAUUUGCAGAGAAUCGACUACAAAAUUUGUAACGUAAAUAAUGUGCAAAUGAUGACACACGAUGAACGACAUUCGUUGCAGAAUUGGGACAACACGUACAUUACCGCAAUUUAUAAAUUUGUGCAUAGAAGAAAAAAGAAACAUUUAACGAGGAUUGGAAUAAAUUUUAACAAGGAAACAGCAAUUAACACUUCACUAUGUGCAUUGUGAUGUCGUCAAUGGAUGUGUACCAAAAGAUUGAAUAAAAAAAUACUGUCCGCUGGGAAGAGGAUUCUUUACAGCGAAUAUUUUAUGAAACUUA